Aspergillus affinis is the source of this 1182-nucleotide messenger RNA. RefSeq names its product DUF2470 domain-containing protein. The transcript is spliced from 2 exons. Bases 1 to 1182 code for a protein of 393 amino acids. The record is from RefSeq and is a predicted model, not a curated record. Lineage: Eukaryota; Fungi; Ascomycota; Eurotiomycetes; Eurotiales; Aspergillaceae.
AUGGCACCCUCCAAUACUGCGGAUCAGUCCGCCAACACGACCAAGAACUUCAUCAUCAAACAUAUGAACGCCGACCAUCAAAAGUCCCUAGCCAUGUACCUGCGAGUCUACUGCCAUGUCUCAACGUCAGAGGCCAAAUCCGCUCGACUCGAAGACAUCAGUCUGUCCGAUCUACUCCUCAGCGCUAGAGGCACGCGCUACACCGUGCCGCUCGAUCCACCCAUGGCCUCGUUCUCCGAGACUCGCGGCAGAGUCGUGGCCAUGCACAAGGAGUGUCUCCAGAAGCUGGGACUCUCCGACAUUACAAUCAAUGAGUAUCGCGUCCCGCGGGGUGUAGGCGCGGUUGGAUUCGCCGUGUGCCUCGCUGCGAUCGUGGGUUUCUGUCAGCGCGACAACUUCCUGCCCGGGUCGCUGGUCUACGAGACGAUCGGGCUGGACAACUUCCCCGCGAUGGCCCGCCUCUGCUACAAGGUGCAGCCCGCGGUGUUCAUCUUCCUUCUGGGAGCGCAUGCCAUCGAAGCGGCUUUGCUGACCGUCAAGCGGUUGAAACCGCACGGCGUGCCUUUCCUGUCGGCGACGUGGUUUGCCUGGGUGCUAUCCACCGUGGUGGAGGGAUUCGGGGCAUGGAUACGGUUUGAUGCGAUGGUGCAGGAGAAGCGAGGGGGGAAGGAGCAUAAUGAUCCCGUGACGUUCGACCAAAAGGGAAAUCGAAGCGCUGACAUAAUCUACGCCAAGCCCCGUGACGCGAAGUCACGGGACGCGAGACUAGACCUCUCUGGGCCUAGCGCAGUGUGGAAUAGGGCAACCUUCGACACAAGCGAGCCACAGUGCGAAAUUCACGAGAGUCCGACGACCAGCAGUUCAACUCCCCGACGACAACCCCAUCGACCCUUGCCCGCUGCGUUCCUGGUGAAGGGCUGCAGGAUUAGAGGUGAGUUUCUUGUGAUAUCCUCCGCUCUCGAUAUCUCCUUGUUGUUCCUGCUUUCGUUGGUUCUCGCUCCCUGCGUCGUGCGCCGUGGUCAGUCUCGUUUAGCGUCAAUUCGAGUCGGAAUUGGGAUCGAAACGUCGAAGAGGACGAGAAGGUUCACAACAGACAAGAAGAAGAAGAAAUUUCAAACGUCGAAAUUGACAUCGGCAUCGCUUUGGUUCUUUCACCUCCGACACAACGGUCUGGAAAGAUAA